Messenger RNA from Amoebophrya sp. A25, 2832 nucleotides. NCBI's taxonomy places the organism in Eukaryota, Dinophyceae, Syndiniales, Amoebophryaceae. The record is from the annotation of a GenBank genome assembly.
CUUACAACAGGAUGAAUUUGAAUACAAAUCUUCGCAACAGGUAUGAAUAAUCACGAUACAGCGAGCAAUUCCACAAUGAGUCUUCAUGUUCUUGAAGAUGAAUCCAAAUGUUGGCGCAUAAUUCUUGCGUACUAAUAAGUCAUCUUCUUGAUACGCCUAGGUUGAUAGUGAGCAUUCACCGACUUUAACCCUCUACUGCCAUUUAGCAGUAGUUCAGUAGAUCCGCACGCUCUCUGUUUCAUCUGUCUGGUUACUUAGAUGAAGAAUACACAUGGUCAAGUAGGUCUUGUUACUCUUAGUUGUACCACUUCUAUUAAUAGUCCUUGUCCUAGUUCUAGUAGUACUAGAGAUCAUAAAGUAGACAAAAUGCAGCUUUUUGAGGAUCAAGUGCGUGUCCAGGACCAUGAGAUUUCGCAGGUCUUUUUGGAAAAGUUCAUCGAGCACGUCGAGCCAGUAUUGCAGAUCCGAAACAGCUUUGUCACUUUGCUGAACGACACUACAACUACGGAGGUGGAACAAAACAAGAAUUCUACCUCUACGGCCACGAAGGAUAACAAGGAUGCUGUUGCGAACAAUCCGAAUACAUCUUCUACUUCGGGCAUCUCCUCAUCAUUCCUAGCCUUGCAGGAGAGAUGCGAGCAGGCUUUAGUAGCUUACGAAAGACAGCUGGAUAGCCUCUGCAUCGAGAGAAACACGUAUUUGGAACAGGUUGAGGCAACGCAGAGAAGAGACGCACUGAAUGCGAGUCUUAUGCCAGAGGAGAAAUUAUAUGAGGAAGAAGCAGUACUUGAUUUGUUUGUUGUCAUCAAUCCUCUGAGACCUCCAGGAGUAUGUGAAUGACUGAAUGUGUAUGUUGUGUCAUGUGAGGAUAUUAGAUACCUUGUUAUAUGUCGCUAAGCGUCAAAAGAUACCUCCAGAACAGGUAAAUGAAUGAAAUGAAUGAAUGAAAAAUCUUCUCUGCCUCUAGAUAGGAUGAGGAUCUACCUUCCAACUUGUUAAAAAUUGUACUGGUCAACCACAUCACAACUACACACCAACAGUUCCUCGCAGACAUCUUUGACGAGCUCGACGAUGAGUAUGUGCCGAGUCCCAGCAAUGCUACGAAAGAAGAUGAUCCUAUGCAAGUAGAAGAUGAAGGCGAGGACUCUUCUUCGCCAGACGCCGCACAACCUCCGACAUUAUUGGCAUUGGCACAUACGACGAAGCUGGAACUGUUGCAAAGUGAGGUACUUGUUCAGUACUGAGAUUUGAUGUGGCGCGGGUUUUGGUCAUUGUCAGUCGUGGUUCUUUCUUCUUCUUUUUGAAAAUGAGUUAAAUCAUCAUCAUUAUCUUCUUAGGUCUUUUCCCGUCUGAAGGAGCGUCAAGAAAAGCAGGAAGAGGAAGCCUUCAAGCGGCAUGUGGUUACAACCAAGAAGAGCCGAGAAAUUUCAUCUGCUGAAAUCAGUAACCUAGAACGGGAACAAUCCGAAUGCUCUAAAAUCCGGCAAUCACACGACAGCAAUGCCUUUUUGACGAACGAGCGGCUAGCGCACAUUUUGUCCGAACUUUCGGACCUGGAAACUAGUGUCCGCAGUUUUGAGUGCUUAGAGCACGCAGCUGCCAAAACCGGUCCUCUUCUAGCAGGCCACGUGAGAAGCAAUUCUAAGCCACAACUACAGCCACAUCUUAAUCAAAGCAAUGUUGUAGUCGCCGGACGAGGUAAUUAUCACUACUCAUCAUCUAGUACAACUGACCAGCAUCUUCAUUUUGAGCAACAACUACAUGCAGGAACUACAGGACUAUCGCAUCAACAAAGGAUCAUGUUCAACGUUGGACCGCAGCAAAUGCGUCCCACAUUCCAAGCACAAGCUGGGCCUGCGAAUCCUAGUGGAGGUGUAACUGGAGGUCCUGGUAUCACUGGAACAUCAUCUAGUGGAGGUCCUCAGAUGAGGAUCGGAGCUUCUCUGUCCAAGGCUGGCGGCUUCAACAAGAUGAUGCAAUCGCAACCUCUAGGGCAAAUGAUGAUGACUUCACCGUCAAGGCGUCCACAAGGCGUAAACCCACAACAAGUCGUUGCACCACCUCCACCACCCCAAUACGUCCAUCACCAGACCAUCAUGCCGGGAAACCACCCACCCGGUCCUGGUGGGAACAACUACUUCGUCCCGCAAGGGAGGUAUCCACCAAAUCAACAACCAACUCCUGGAGCCCCUGGCGCCCCGCCACCGGGAGCGGUUUAUACUGCGUAUAACGCGCCAAACCCAGGACCUCAGACCAUUCAGCAACCAGCGUUUAAGGGUAAUCCUUUUCAGCCACCCUUUCGGCCCACAAGUGCAGGACCUUAUAGUGCGCAACCAGCGAAAGGUGCACAGCAAGGUGGAAAAUAUGGGAAGUAUUGAUGAAGCUAAAACUGGGAAAUAUUCUUGAUGAAACUAAAACGUCCUCAAGGCUUGCUUAAGAGUUGAUGUUGAGACGAGCUAGGCUUGGCAACCUCUUCUAUGUUCAGUUAAUAGAGUUGUUGAGAGCUACUAGGCUUAGGAGCCUCUUCUAUGUUCUAAAAACCCAACGUCAGAAGUUUUGUGAAUUGAAUCUUGACAAAGCAAGAUGAAAGGAGUCUGAUGUACUAAAAACAAUGCAGAAGAAGGUGCGUGAUGUAGUUGGGUUCCACCUCGUCGCAAGUAAGUAAUUGUAAUGGUGUUCCAUCUGCAUCAACCUGCAAGGAAUUUAACACUGUUUUUUUUUUGUGCCCAACGAAGGCGAAAGCGAUCGAACUACCAAGGUCUAGGAUCUUGGUUUUCCGACACUGCAUCAGCGAUGUUGAGACUCAAUGAAUCUCAUGACCGAUAACCACAC